UGAAAAUUGAAAAUAGGAAGAGGUAAUCGGAGUGACGACUGGGAUACCGCAGCCCGAGAGAAGAGCCGCCAAGACGAACAAAGCUUCGCCCCCAUUUGGUUCUCGUUUUUGCUUUUCCCUAGAUUCCCAUAUAAACGACGACACCCAUUAUUCUCCUGCUUGAUAUUUUCGCCUAAUUUCACUGCCUUCGUUUGUUCCUGAACUUCCGAUCGCCUUAUCGACGGUUCUGUCCUGUGGGCUUUUGCCCUUCGGCUGCUGCGGUAUAUUGCAAUGGUUGCCGAUUCGAAAGUCAAAUCUGAUAUCUCAUUCGCCGGCACUUUCGCCAGUAGUGCAUUCGCCGCUUGUUUCGCCGAGGCAUGCACUAUUCCUCUGGACACUGCCAAGGUGAGGCUUCAGCUACAAAAGAAAGCUGUUGCAGGCGAUGCCUUACCAAAAUAUAGGGGCUUGCUGGGCACUGUUGCAACCAUAGCCAGAGAAGAAGGUCUGGUGUCCCUAUGGAAAGGCAUUGUACCUGGAUUGCAUCGUCAAUGCGUAUUUGGAGGUUUACGGAUCGGGCUAUAUGAGCCUGUUAAGAACUUCUAUGUGGGCAGUGACUUUGUGGGUGAUGUUCCUUUAUCUAAGAAGAUUCUUGCUGCACUGACAACUGGUGCUUUAGGGAUCACUGUAGCAAAUCCAACUGAUCUUGUGAAAGUUAGACUUCAAGCUGAGGGAAAAUUACCUCCCGGCGUGCCUAGGCGCUAUUCUGGGGCAUUGAAUGCUUAUUCUACCAUCGUGAGACAGGAAGGACUUGGAGCUCUAUGGACUGGCAUUGGACCUAAUAUUGCAAGAAAUGCCAUUAUAAAUGCUGCCGAACUAGCCAGCUACGAUCAAGUGAAACAGACAAUUUUGAAAAUUCCAGGUUUCACGGAUAAUGUUGUUACUCAUCUUUUUGCUGGUCUCGGGGCAGGGUUUUUCGCUGUCUGUAUUGGGUCCCCAGUUGACGUGGUGAAGUCAAGAAUGAUGGGGGAUUCAACUUACAAAAGCACACUUGAUUGUUUCAUCAAGACUUUAAAAAAUGAUGGACCUCUAGCAUUUUACAAGGGCUUUAUCCCGAAUUUCGGACGGCUGGGAUCGUGGAAUGUGAUCAUGUUUCUAACUCUAGAACAGGCCAAGAAGUUUGUGAGAAAUAUAGAAUCUUCAUCCUGAGCUAUUUGGGGGAUUGUGGAAGAAGAUUGCUCCCUUUUCAGCCAUUGCUUAGAGAAUAAAAAGCACCCCACAUGAAGAGUAACUUUAUUUUCUGAUUCCAUUGAUGAGAUGAAAUAUUUUGCUCCUGCCAUGGGAGAAUAAGUUGAAAGCAAUCCUCAGACUGAGGUUCUUUCUCAAAGUUGUCAUUCAUCUCUGUGCUACUAUAAAAUAUAUAAUGUCAUUCUGCUAAUCUUAUUAAACUAUUUCCCUGAAAUAUCAGUACUAUGUUGUUCUUCAAUAUUUGCUAAAUGCCUUGAAUGCUAGACUAUAAUCAGGUCGUAAUCCUCAUACGAAACAUCUGUUGAUGAAAUAUUCGAAUUUUUGGAGAUGUUUGGCU
Molecule: messenger RNA, 1561 nt
Organism: Momordica charantia (bitter melon)
Lineage: Eukaryota; Viridiplantae; Streptophyta; Magnoliopsida; Cucurbitales; Cucurbitaceae
Gene: PUMP1
Product: plant uncoupling mitochondrial protein 1
Biological process (GO): transmembrane transport
Source: RefSeq, a predicted model, not a curated record